This is a messenger RNA of Notolabrus celidotus (New Zealand spotty), 4612 nucleotides long. RefSeq names its product teashirt zinc finger homeobox 3a (gene tshz3a). The coding region runs from base 332 to 3682 and encodes 1116 amino acids. Gene Ontology annotation, molecular function: DNA binding; DNA-binding transcription factor activity, RNA polymerase II-specific. The record is from RefSeq and is a predicted model, not a curated record. Gene Ontology annotation, biological process: regulation of transcription by RNA polymerase II. NCBI's taxonomy places the organism in Eukaryota, Metazoa, Chordata, Actinopteri, Labriformes, Labridae. The transcript has 2 exons. Gene Ontology annotation, cellular component: nucleus.
GUGACGCGAUCAUCUCUCUUAUCCCUCAACUUUGCCUGUUGCCAGAGCAGGCAGCCGAGCCGGACGCUGCUGACACUCUGAACGCGAUCUCACCAAAACAACCCCUCAUCUCUCACACAUUUCUUUUAUUUAUUCCUCCGCUGACUUUUCCCAAAGGCUGAUAUUCCGGCAUUAUGAUUUUGAGUUUUUCUUCCCACCGGACUCCCCGAUGUUGUGCCGUUUACUACACGAAGGCGUGAAUCUUUCUGAGGAGAGGUGGAUCUUCCCGGAUACGGCGCGGGGGUAUAUCAAAUAAAAAAGAAGACUUUCACGGAAAUCCCCACAAAUAAAAAUGCCGAGGAGGAAACAAGAAGCGCCCAAGCGCGCAGCAGCCUAUUCUCCCGAGGACCUGAUAGAGCCCACUGUGGAGGAAGAGGAGGCUGAGGCAGAUGACCUGCCCUCGUCCCCCCAGGAUGACCUCCCAAUGAGAGAUGAGUUUGAGGAGCAAAGCGCGGGGCCUGCCAAAGAAAAGGCAUGUGAUCAGGAAUCAGCCGGGGCUGCAGAGCUCUCUGGUCAGGAGAUGGACAGUGAGUCACAUGUGAGCGAGACCAGUGACCGACUCUCAGACUUCGAGAGCCCCUCCAGUAAAGCCGAGGGCGUUUCGGUCACAGCCCCUCUGAAUGGUGGCACUAAAACACCUCCCAUAGGCAUGGACACCUUAGAACAAAUGAAGGCCAUCUACUCCAGCUUCCUGAGCAGCCCUUUGUGGUCUCCACUGAACUUUAACUCCACACAGCCACAGGUGCAAUCAUCAGCUCCUGCAGAGAAGCCCGCUCGCAGCAACAGCACCAGCAGUAGCAGCAGCUGCAGCAGUGGUAGCUACGACUGGCACCAGUCUGCAGUGGCAAAGUCAUUACAACAGCACCCUCCCCAGAGCCGUCACACGGCUCACUCUGAGCCCAGCCUCUUCAGUACGGUCCAGCUCCACAGGCAAAACCCCAAACUGUUUGGCUCAAUCUUCACGGGGGCCAGUAAGUUCCGCUGUAAGGGCUGCAGUGCUGCCUACGACACGCUGGUGGAGCUGACCGUUCACAUGAAUGAUACAGGCCACUACCGCGAUGACAACCAUGACAGGGCGGGCAGUGGUGGGAAGCGCUGGUCCAAACCCCGGAAGAGGUCCCUGUUAGAGAUGGAAGGGAAGGAGGACGCCCAGAAAGUUUUAAAGUGCAUGUACUGCGGCCACUCGUUUGAAUCCCUGCAGGACCUCAGUGUCCACAUGAUCAAGACCAAACAUUACCAGAAAGUGCCUCUGAAGGAGCCGAUGGCCCCCCUGGCAGCCAAAAUCCUGUCCUCUAAGAAAAGAGGGCUGGUGGGUUUAGACCUUACUGGUUCACCACGGUCUGGAGAAGGAACCCCCAAAGCUAAGCACCCACCGGCUGACCUGACUGAAUCCUCACAGAAAGCUUCCUCCAGCCCUUACACCACUCAAAACAGCCGCUACGGACACCAGAACGGGGCCAGCUAUGCUUGGCAGUUUGAGUCCAACAAAUUUCAGAUCCUAAAGUGCAUGGAGUGUGGCAGCUCCCAUAACACACUGCAGGAGCUGAGAACCCACAUGAUGGUGACAGGACAUUUCCUGAGGGUCACCAGCUCUGUGGGAAAGAGAGUCAAAACACUUCCUGAGGCCACGUCCCCCAACCCUGGACGAGUUACCACACCCACUGAACAGAGGGUCCAGUCAGUCCCCCUGGCACCCUCCACCUUCUCUCCUCCACCUCUUCAAACUACCCCAACUCCCCCAGCUGCCUCUCCUCCACUUAAAGAGAUCAAAAAGGAGGAGGUGGAGGAGGAGUGCACUCAGAGGGAGGCGGUUGGAAAUGAGAGGCCAGUUGCAGCUUCAGUCGGGAAGGAGGAGGAUGCUGAUGAGAAGUUUGAUGUCUCAAUGUAUAACUAUCUGACUGAAGAGGACCUGAAGGAGAGCCCCAAAGGGGGCUUUGAUAUCCUCAAAUCACUGGAAAACACUGUGACAUCAGCCAUCAACAAGGCACAGAGUGGGAAUCCAAGCUGGGGGGGCUACCCAAGCAUCCAUGCAGCCUACCAGUUCCCCAGUGCCCUCAAGCUCCAGCAGGGCGGCUUGGAAAAGAAUUCCCCUCUGAAGUUCUUGUUCAAUGGAGGAGACAUAACAUUGUCCUCCCUCUCGAAGGACCAGCCCCUAAUUUCCCCUCCGCUCAGUCAGUCCUCCCCCUUCCCAAGCAACAACUUCCAAGCUAUGGAGGACUUGGUGAAAAAAGUGACUGAGAAAGUAGCAAAAGUGGAGCAAAGGGUGAAGCAGAUGUCUCCGAAGAUGGAGAACCAUCUCUCACCAUGCAGCAGUGAGGCUGGAGAAUCGUUUAAGGGAGGAGAGGCUGACUCACCUCGGGAAUGGAGGGCUGUAACCCCAGCCAAUAGCGACAAGGGAAGCCAUAGCGACAGAGCAUCCCCAGCAACAGAGCCCAAGAGAGAGGCAGCAGUCAAGUCCCCUCUCGCCUCCACGCUGAGAUGCAGUACUGCCAUUAUUACUGGCCAUACUCCUCCAGAGCAGCCCUUUGUCAACCCUCUAAGUGCUCUUCAGUCAGUAAUGAACAUUCAUUUGGGGAAAGCAGCCAAGCCCUCCUUGCCAAACCAAGAUCCCCUGAGUUUGCUCUCCAGGCUCAGCCACAGCAUGGCAGAGAGGGCUGCUGUGGCCGCCCCUCCCUCACAGACCAAAAAGCAGGAUAGUGUGGUCGAUAACAGUUUCUGUCAGCCCAGCGAUGACCAGCCUAUGGACCUAACAAAAGGGAAAAGUGAUAGAGGAGGCUCCGUUGGCUCUGCACCUCUAACGCCUUCAUCCACAGCCUCUUCCAUCUCCCCUUCCUCCCUCAUCACUCCUGCUAAGCUAACAGUGGUCUCGCCUUACACGUCCAGCAGCCCUCUACAUGAAAACGCGCUGUCAGAUAUCUCAGACAUGCUGAGGAACCUGACUCAGUCCCAUCAUGUCCCAAAGCCCACCUCCAGGUCCCGGGUCUCAGAGAAAGUCGAGAUUGUGGGCUCGGCUCACGAUGACGAAGAGGCUUCUCUGCAUGGUCACAAACGCAAAGGGCGUCACUCCAACUGGAACCCGCAGCACCUCCUCCUCCUACAGGCCCAGUUCGCCUCUAGUCUGAGGCAGACAUCAGAGGGGAAGUACAUCAUCCACGACCUCAGCCCACAGGAAAGGAUGCACGUGUCCCGUUUUACAGGCCUCUCUAUGACCACCAUCAGCCACUGGCUGGCCAACGUAAAGUACCAGCUGAGGAGAACAGGCAGAACCAAGUUCCUCAAGAACCUGGACUCUGGUCAACCUAUAUUCUUCUGCAGUGACUGUGCCUCACAGAUCCGAACCCCGGCAGCAUACGUAUGCCACCUGGAGGCCCACCUCGGCUUCAGAAUCAGGGACCUGGCCAAGCUGUCCCCUAAACAGACUGUCAGGGACUCCCACACUCUCACUGAGAAACUUGCGCCCCAGGAGUCCUUCCUUUCUGCACAAUCACAAGACGACUGCAGCAGUAACGGGGCGGUGUUCCGCUGCCAGCUCUGCGUCCGUAAAUUCGCCACUAAGCACGCCAUCAAGCUUCACCUCAGCAAGAGCCAUGGAAAGUCUCCAGAGGACCAUCUGCUGUAUGUGUGCGAACUAGAGAAACACUAAAUCGCUCUCAGCAGCAGAUGUACUGGAAAACACAUGUAGGGACGGCUGUCACAAACAAAAAACAUGAGAGAGAGAAUAUUAUUAGAACGUGUGGUUGUGCACAAAGAUGCCAUGAACUACUGUCACAAAGUCAGCACAAGGUGUUUACAUCUAUUGGGCCUAUAACAUUUCUGAUUUCUCUGUAUUUCAAAGACAUUUAUUUCCCAUCAGAAAAUAGUGUAGGUCAAAGAUAUUCAGCCCGACUUGUUGUCAGCUCUGUCGUCCCCCUCACUUUGUUUACUCCUGGUGACGUGAGACAGCAGAGGACAGAUUAUAUCACCAUCACGGUGAAUCUCUUGACAAGAAGGUCAGCUUAUAACUUGAAAUGUAUUAACUUUAUUGUAUUUAUUUUGUAUUUCUGUGCGUUUGGUUUUGAUUUGCUGGUAGACUGCAUGUUCAACGAGUUUUACUGUUACAUCUGUACAGCUCAGUCCUGUCCUGUCCCCACUUUAAGACGCCCUCUUCAGACGAUCGUGUCCAAACACCCUGAAACAGCCAAAUGCCUGACAGAGCUCCUCACACAAUCUGCCAAACAGCAAAGGUUCAGCGCUUGUUUUUGUAGUUUUCUCUGUACAGCCUGAUGAUUUCCUUGCUGAUUGUAAAAGCUGCCUUGUUCUUGAUCAUGGAGUGAGGGGCAUUUGAAUCCAGGUCUGUGUAAAAAUGUAAAUAUAGUGUAUAAGCUUACUACGUUCUGUUUAAAUUAUGCAUACUUGUUAUAUUUCCUAAUUUAAGAGGACUAUGACUAUCCACUGGUGCAGAGCCUUUGAAGAAGAUUAAAAGGACAUUGUUUUGCACAAUAGUUUUAUAAAUGUUAUUUGAUAAAAAAAAAUCAAUACAAAUAUGUUAAUGCCUUGUGCUUCUAUGAUUAAAUUGAAUUAACUGCUGCAUAAA